AUGGACAUAAAACGUUCUCCUCCUGAUGUCAGUGUCUUAAUGAAUCAGGCAUCUACCUGCGUAAAUUGCCUAGCUGAUUAUAGCACUAUCUACUCGUUGAAUGAGAUGGUUGGCCGGCUUGGAUUUGACCUACUUAUUAAACUUGUUAGAUCUGAUCCAACUGAUUUUAUGUCUGACAGGGAGAACAAGAAUCUCACUGGAACAGCACGGUAUGCUAGCGUGAAUACUCAUCUUGGUGUUGGUACGUUCCUCAUGUUUCAAGGGUUGAAAGCCGGAACAAAGAAGCAAAAAUAUGACAAGAUUAUUGAAAAGAAAAUGUUAACUCCAGUAGAGGUGCUGUGCAAGACAUUUCCAACCGAAUUUGUCUCGUACUUCAAUUAUUGUCGUUCUUUGCGGUUUGAAGACAAACCAGAUAACUCUUACUUGAAGAAGCUUUCUCGGGACCGCUUUAUUCGAGAAGGAUACCAAUUUGACUAUGGGUUUGACUGGACUCGUUUGAAGUAUCCACAGAUGGAUGCAAGUACUAAAGCAAGACAACCUCUUGUAAGAAAUGCUCCAGUUGCCGGCCCAUCAAUGGUGAAGGCAGAAAGGUCAUCAGUUGGCCAAGAAAUUCAUGAUAGAUUCGCAGGUGCCGUGGAAGCAUUUGCUAGAAGAACUGGUUCAGCUGCUGCUCAUCAUGGUGAGCAUUCCAAGCACAAAACUCUAGAUGACGCACCACUGCCAUCCAAACAAAAUAUGGACAUAAAACGUUCUCCUCCUCAUGUCUGUGUCUUAAUGAAUCAAGCAUCUACCUGCGUCAAUGGCCUAGCUAAGGAUAGCACUAUCUACUCGUUGAAUGAGAUGGGUUUUCAUGACAUUGUUCUGAGGCUUAGGAAAGUUGAAUAUGAUGAAAUUUAG
This is a messenger RNA of Dendrobium catenatum, 897 nucleotides long. RefSeq names its product casein kinase 1-like. Gene Ontology annotation, molecular function: protein serine/threonine kinase activity. The transcript is spliced from 9 exons. Gene Ontology annotation, biological process: peptidyl-serine phosphorylation; endocytosis; signal transduction. The coding region runs from base 1 to 897 and encodes 298 amino acids. Gene Ontology annotation, cellular component: nucleus; cytoplasm. Lineage: Eukaryota; Viridiplantae; Streptophyta; Magnoliopsida; Asparagales; Orchidaceae. The record is from RefSeq and is a predicted model, not a curated record.